AUGCGGGCCCUUAUUCGCCUCCCAAUCUCCCCUUUCCGCAUCCCGUUCUCCCCUUUCCGCAUCCCGUUCUCUCCCCUUUCCCCAUCCCGUUCUCCCCUUUCCGCAUCCCGUUCUCCCCUUUCCCCAUCCCGUUCUCCCCUUUCCGCAUCCCGUUCCGUUCUCCCCUCCCGUUCUCCCCUUUCCCCAUCCCGUUCUCCCCUUUCCCCAUCCCGUUCUCCCCUUUCCCCAUCCCGUUCUCCCCUUUACGCAUCCCGUUCUCCCCUUUCCGCAUCCCGUUCUCCCCUUUCCCCAUCCCGUUCUCCCUUUCCCCAUCCCGUUCUCCCCUUUCCCAUCCCGUUCUCCCCUUUCCGCAUCCCGUUCUCCCCUUUCCCCAUCCCGUUCUCCCCUUUCCGCAUCCCGUUCUCCCCUUUCCCCAUCCCGUUCUCCCCUUUACGCAUUCCGUUCUCCCCUUUCCGCAUCCCGUUUCUCCCCUUUCCCCAUCCCGUUCUCCCCUUCCCCAUCCCGUUCUCCCCUUUCCCCAUCCCGUUCUCCCCUUUCCCCAUCCCGUUCUCCCCUUUCCCCAUCCCGUUCUCCCCUUUCCCCAUCCCGUUCUCCCCUUUCCCCAUCCCGUUCUCCCCUUUCCCCAUCCCCGUCUCUCCCCUUUCCCCAUCCCGUUCUCCCCCUUUCCGCAUCCCGUUCUCCCCGUCGUGCCUCCCUUUCUCCCAUUCCUGCCUCCCCUUCUCCCAUUCCCACCUCCCGAUCUCCCUUCCCUCGUUUCCCUCUCUUCCCUCCCUUCCCUCGUUUCCCUCUCUUCCCUCCCUUCCCUCGUUUCCCUCUCUUCCCUCCCUUCCCUCGUUCCCCUCUCUUCCCCCCCUUCCCUCGUUUCCCUCGCUUCCCUCCCUUCCCUCCCUUCCCUCGUUUUCCUCUCUUCUCUCCCUUCCGUCGUUUCCCUCUCUUCCGUCGUUUCCCUCUCUUCCCUCGUUUUCCCUCGUUUCCCUCUCUUCCCUCCCUUCCCUCGUUUCCCUCUCUUCCCUCCCUUCCCUCGUUUCCCUCUCUUCCCUCCCUUCCCUCGUUUCCCUCCCUUCCCUCCCUUCCCUCGGUUCCCUCUCUUCCCUCUCUUCCCUCCCUUCCCUCGUUUCCCUCUCUUCCCUCCCUUCCCUCGUUUCGCUAGGUUCCCUCUCUUCCCUCCCUUCCCUCGUUUCCCUCGGUUCUCUCCCUUCCCUCCCUUCCCUCGUUUCCCUCUCUUCCCUCCCUUCCCUCGUUUCCCUCUCUUCCCUCCCUUCCCUCGUUUCCCUCUCUUCCCUCCCUUCCCUCGUUUCCCUCUCUUCCCUCCCUUCCCUCGUUCCCUCUCUUCCCUCCCUCGUUUCCCUCUCUUCCCUCCCUUCCCUCGUUUCCCUCUCUUCCCUCCCUUCCCUCGUUUCCCUCUCUUCCCUCCCUUCCCUCGUUUCCCUCUCUUCCCUCCCUUCCCUCGUUUCCCUCUCUUCCCUCCCUUCCCUCGUUUCCCUCUCUUCCCUCCCUUCCCUCGUUUCCCUCGCUUCUCUCCCUUCCCUCCCUUCCCUCGUUUUUCUCCUCUCUUCUCUCCCUUCCGUCGUUUGCCUCUCUUCCCUCCCUUCCCUCGUUUCCCUCUCUUCCCUCCCUUCCCUCGUUUCCCUCUCUUCCCUCCCUUCCCUCGUUUCCCUCUCUUCCCUCCCUUCCCUCGUUUCCCUCUCUUCCCUCCCUUCCCUCGUUUCCCUCUCUUCCCUCCCUUCCCUCGUUUCCCUCGCUUCCCUCCCUCGUUUCCCUCUCUUCCCUCCCUUCCCUCGUUUCCCUCUCUUCCCUCCCUUCCCUCGUUUCCCUCUCUUCCCUCCCUUCCCUCGUUUCCCUCUCUUCCCUCCCUUCCCUCGUUUCCCUCUCUUCCCUCCCUUCCCUCGUUUCCCUCUCUUCCCUCCCUUCCCUCGUUUCCCUCUCUUCCCUCCCUUCCCUCGUUUCCCUCUCUUCCCUCCCUUCCCUCGUUCCCUCUCUGCCCUCCCUUCCCUUGUUUCCUCCUCUUCCCUCCCUUCCCUCGGUUCCCUCUCUUCCCUCCCUCCCCUCGGUUCCCUCACUAACCUCCCUUCUUUCGAUUCCCUCUCUUCCUCCCCUUCCCUCGUUUCCCUCUCUUCCCUCCCUUCCCUCGUUUCCCUCUCUUCCCUCCCUUCCUGA
Closterium sp. Yama58-4 is the source of this 2157-nucleotide messenger RNA. The record is from the annotation of a GenBank genome assembly. NCBI's taxonomy places the organism in Eukaryota, Viridiplantae, Streptophyta, Zygnematophyceae, Desmidiales, Closteriaceae.